Messenger RNA from Ailuropoda melanoleuca (giant panda), 1162 nucleotides. RefSeq lists its product as uncharacterized. The transcript has 2 exons. Bases 134 to 1162 code for a protein of 342 amino acids. Lineage: Eukaryota; Metazoa; Chordata; Mammalia; Carnivora; Ursidae. The record is from RefSeq and is a predicted model, not a curated record.
GGCACACGAGGCAGCGGAACACCUUCGGGGGCGGGCCGUCUUCCGGGGGCGGCGGGCUGGGCAGGCUGUCGGACAAGGAGCCCAGGAGCUGACUCGGAGGCAGGUCCCUUCCUCUUGCUGCUGCAAGGCUCUAAUGAAUGCCAGGCACUCCCACACAAGUUCUCACUCUCAGCUCAGAACAGCGCCAGGGAAGCAACGUCAAGCCACCGACCCAGGGACCCUGCACAUCAGACUCAGGCCCCAGCCCCGAACGUGUACAGCUCCCAGCAAAGCAGCAAGUUGUGCCUCUGUGGGUCUCAAGGUAACACCGGCUGCUCUGACAUCAUGGAGGGAGGAACCCUGUCAGGUUGCCAAGGCAACACCAGCAAUUUAUGACAUCAGAGGCUUGAGGUCUUUGGUUCUCAGGGGGUUAGAAAGAUUCAAGUUCCUGUCAGCUAAAGUAAAUGGGAAUUCUACUUUUUCCUCUCUUUGCUGGUGUCCCCCUGGCUUGGGAAUGAAGAGCAAAGGCCUCUGGUGGGGUAGUGAGGGUCCAUUCGCUAAUGGAACGAAUGCUUGUGAGGUCUCUUUCCCUCUCUCUUCACCAGUAUCUCUGCUCUCUGCCUCUCCUUUGGCAUCUCUCUCUUGGGGGGCUUCACCCAGUGGUAUUUCUGCUAUGCCUUUUUCCAAAUCCCCCCUCCUGCAGCGCUCUCUUUGCACCAGUCCCGCUGUGUCCCUCUCACACCAGAGGCAUUUGUUUCCUUUGAUACCUCAUUCUCUCCUUUCUUCCUCCUCCCAAGCUCUGUGCAGCUCUGAUCUGCUUCAGCACUCCUCCAUUUGCCUUCCAUUUACCUUCUUUGUACCAUAUUCUUUUUCCACCUCAUCUUAUUCUUCAAUUCCUCCCUUCCCCCACUUUACAUUGUAUUCACUGCGUGUUGCCUUUUCUGUUGACCUCCUCUUUAGGAAUACUCUAUCAUUUCUGUCCAUCUUCUGUGUCGCUCUAAACUCGUGCUUUAUUUCAUUCUCCCAAUUUUUCAUUAAUCACCCCUCGGUUCCAUCCCUGCCCCCAUUCUGCAUGGAUUUUCUUCCCUUCCUUUUGCACAUUCCUCACGUCAUGCAUUUCUCUACCCCAUACAUUUAUUGCACACAGCCUCUCCUUCCUUUCUGGAACACAGUUCUCCUCUGA